Pyricularia grisea is the source of this 708-nucleotide messenger RNA. RefSeq lists its product as uncharacterized. Lineage: Eukaryota; Fungi; Ascomycota; Sordariomycetes; Magnaporthales; Pyriculariaceae. The coding region runs from base 1 to 708 and encodes 235 amino acids. Gene Ontology annotation, molecular function: protein binding. The record is from RefSeq and is a predicted model, not a curated record. The transcript is spliced from 2 exons.
AUGCCCAUUCAGUAUCUAGUAUGGGAGCUCGUGUCUCACAUUGCUCAGGAACUUAAUCCGCAGGACUUAUUCAACUUUUCUCUAUCGUGUCGAACCCUGCAAUGGCUCAUCCGGGACGACCACAUCUGCGCAAUGGUUCUAGAAGAGUCGAGACAUUCGGGUGUGUUCCGGAGUCUGACGCUGACAGUAUUCACAUGGAAGUCGACUGCCCCGUUUGCCCCAGAGACCAAGGCGGCUCAUAAAAGCAAAAAUUAUGCCAAAGCGUUACGGUUAAUUGUGAAGCGUUCAACCGCGAUUUUGUCUGCAUCAUCGUACCUGGCUGCGCUCGUUGCCGAAGCAGAAUCCUUCCUUUAUUCAAACGGAGUUGUUUGCUACUUUAGCAACGGUUUACUAAGAAUACGCGAUCUGCACAACUCGGCACUUGAAGAUACUAUCAAUGUUGGAAAGCUCCUGAAGGGAGACGACGGCCUUUCCAGGACCAUCAAGGAUGAACAAGACUUUAAGCUGCGCAUCUUGAAUUACGCUGAUGGCUUCGUUUCUUGCUAUCUCAACCCCGGGAAUCGAUCAUUCCCCAGGCUUCUGGUCAUCAGCCGUUCCCACGGCAGCUUGUUCAGCCAUAUACUUGCAUCGUCUCGGAAGAUAUUGCCAUCAGCGUACGAAACNCAGAAUUGGACAGAGUGGAGGGUGGGAUGGAUUGACCCUCGUUGA